AUGGACUCUUCUGCCCAGGCAUGCCAGGUUCUGAUCGCCGAUCUCCCGCGAGAAGGUGAUCUCGCGCAUCGCACCAACGACGGGCGACCCACCACACUGGUCCGAACCGAGAGCAACGUCGUUGGCGGCCCAAACCCAAACCCAAUCUCAGAUCGAAGCCCAAGCCCAGAUUUAAGCCUACAUCCCGAACAUUCCGAACCCGAGCUGCUAUCAUCCGUCGACGUCGCAAGCCUUUACGCGCAGGUUGCUAAACUCAACGACGCGCUCGCUGCGCUGGAAGAUGAGGUGCGCAGAGAGCCUUAUGUAAACUCGGAGAAGGAGUGCCGAGGCGCUGCGGGUGAUGUUGAGCAGCUUCUCGCGAGUUUGGCGCAGCGCGCUGCCGAGAAGACGGGGCUGGAGAGGUGGUUCCCGUGUACAGGGCGGAAGAAGAGGGAUCUGCUUAGGAGGCAUGUCUGCGUUGUGCAGGAGACGUGCGGGACUGUUGGUGUGACGCAUCUGAGGGUCGCUGAUGCGUUUGCUGGGCUUUGUGGGAGGGCGGAUGGUCUGGGUGAGGAUGGCGAGAGGUUGAGUCAGGUUGUUGGUGAGGCGAGAGAUGGGUUCGAAUGGGAGAGGGUGAGGUGGAAGGUGCUUGGGUGGCGGGAGGGGAUUUUGAGGGAUGAGUUGGAGGGGGUUGAGGCGCGGAUAUCUGCUGUGAGCGGCGACAGCAGCAGUAGCGGGCUGGUUCCUGAUGGGCAUGGGGGCGGUAUUGUUGAUGAUGCGGCUACGACUACGACAGAUGAGCGAGAGGCCACCGUCGUCGAGAUGAGAUUUGAGACGGAGCAGCUGGCGACGCUGCCGUCGGAAACGGAAGACUACGCACAUAACCCCAUAGAAGACGACCGCGACGCGAGGAGCCCCGGAAACGAGAGGGACGAGAUCCGCUUGGAGAUCAUGGCAGCUUCACUCGAGUCGUUGUUUCUGGUGAAGCACGGAGAUUUCAGCGCCGAUUUGCAGAGACGGGUUGCAGCGCUGCGAGAGGGUGGAAAUAGGUGUCUCGACGUCGCUGAGAGGCUGGAGAAGCUUCGAGAUUCGGAUUAUGGUGAUUUGGUGGCUGGGCUGGGUGAGCUUGCGAAGAAGCCGGACGCGGAGAGCAGGCGCAAGGGUGUUGAGAAGGUUAAGGCGACUGGGCGUUUGGGUGCUUCUUAUCGCGGGGUGACGACGGCUGAGUACCUUAUGAUGAGAUGA
This is a messenger RNA of Colletotrichum paranaense, 1224 nucleotides long. RefSeq lists its product as uncharacterized. Lineage: Eukaryota; Fungi; Ascomycota; Sordariomycetes; Glomerellales; Glomerellaceae. The record is from RefSeq and is a predicted model, not a curated record. Bases 1 to 1224 code for a protein of 407 amino acids. The transcript has a single exon.